Messenger RNA from Girardinichthys multiradiatus, 2092 nucleotides. RefSeq names its product family with sequence similarity 114 member A2 (gene fam114a2). NCBI's taxonomy places the organism in Eukaryota, Metazoa, Chordata, Actinopteri, Cyprinodontiformes, Goodeidae. The record is from RefSeq and is a predicted model, not a curated record. Bases 206 to 1720 code for a protein of 504 amino acids. The transcript has 14 exons.
GUAACCUUUGAAAACAAAAUGUGACGUGGCUAAUCCAGCUGGACAACAAAAACAAGAAACCUGAAUUAUUUCGCUGUACUCUGGAAGAAUAACUGAAACUUAAGUUUUGGAUAAUUAAGUCCCAACUAUAAUUAAAAGGGAAAACUCUUCUAAGUACUUCCGGGGAGGAAAAAAAACAAGCAGAUUUGAGGCAUGUUAUGCUGAGAUGUCUGGUAAGAUGUCUGACAGUGAAGUACCUCGUGCAGCAACCGAAGGGACAGAGGGGGCACCUGAGAUGCAGGAUCCCUCUCCUGCUGAGACACCAGGAAGCUCCUCGCCAUCUACGCCAGACAUCUCCACUGAUGUAGCCCCAACGAGGAAAGCCAGGAGGAGACCAGAGGCCAAGCCUGCGGCAGAAAGUGAGCCAACACCGAAAGCAGAGGAGCAGCAGCAGCCGGCAAAGACGCCCAGUGAGUCAACUGUCUCUCAAGGUGGAUGGGGAUACUGGGGCAGCUGGGGUAAAUCCAUCCUGUCCACAGCAACAGCUACUGUGGCCACUGUGGGCCAAGGGCUCACUCAGGUCAUCGAGAAGGCGGAAACAUCUCUAGGAAUUCCCAGUCCAACUGAACUCUCAGCAAAGGUUGAGGAAGAAGAGAAACAGCAGGUUUUGGAUUCCUCUCCUGCAGGAGAAGGCAGCAGCGAGAUGGAAAAAGUUGCAACCGAUGGAUCCUCAGCAGUGGGAAGUGCAAUGGGAAUGUUGUCGUCUCUAACAAGCGUUGUACAGACCACAGGGAAGACUGUGAUCACAGGAGGUCUGGAUGCCCUGGAGUUCAUUGGGAAGAAGACGAUGGAUGUGAUAGCCGAGGGUGAUCCAGGCUUUAAGAAGACCAAAGGACUGAUUAACAGGAACGUUACUCUGUCUCAGGUUUUGCGGGAGGCGAAGGAGCGAGAGGAGCUGCAGAAAGAGAAAGAGUCAUCAGAUACAGAGAAGAAGGGGGUCGCGCACUAUGGGAUGCUGUUUGAUGAAUUCCAGGGUCUGUCGCAUCUCGAAGCCCUGGAGAUACUGUCUAGAGAGAGCGAGUCCAAGGUGAAGUCUGUGCUGACAACUCUGUCUGGAGACGAGCUGAUCCAGCUCAGGGAGGAGUUGGACCAAAUCAAGGCCUCUUUGUCCUUGGUGGAGUUCGAUGAUGAGGAAGUUGACGACAAGAAAGAUGAAGACGGCACAGAGUUCGAGAAGGAUUUAACGUCAGCUGUAGAUGGUCUCAGUGUUUCUGCCACAGCUGACAAACUCAGUAAGGCCUGUAAGAACACCCGCAGCACAAUCAGCAACAUGAGCAAACCACAGGAAGACGACAGCCUAGAAGAGGAGAAGACACACUCUGCAGAGGAUGUACACGCUGCGGCCAUCAGGAGUCUCGCAGAGCUGACUGCUCGAUCCAUCGAGCUUUUCCACAAGCUGGCCGAGAUGAUCCUGUUCUCCAACAGCAGCACGGACGCCAGCAUCCUGUCACAGUUAACUGUUAUCCUGUGUAAAGAAAUCUCUCUGCUUUCCAAAAAGUUCACGUCCUGCCUGACCACAGCGGGGUUUAAUGAGAAGGGAGACGUCCUGAACCCGCUGAUUACAGGAGUCUUUCUCGAGGCUUCCAACAGUGCAUCUUAUAUCCAGGAUGCCUUCCAGCUCCUUAUGCCAAUACUGGAGAUUUCCUACAUCCAGAGGAGAGCUGGACCAUCGGAGCAGUGAUUUCUGACCUCCGCUGCUUCUGUAACUGACUAUGAUGAGACUGAAGCUGCCAACAGAGAACCAACAAAUCCUAAACACUUUUAUAAGCUGCUUUCUGUCACACAGUGUUAAUGUUUGUUGUUUGUAUGUUCUGUGCAGUAAGUGGACUCACUGAAGUCCUGACAUGGAAUGUCUGGGUCUGCCAGCUCUGAUCUGAGACAACUUAAAGGAAAUAUGAACAUGAAGCAGCACAAUCCUGUGCUUCUUGCUUUAACAGGUCACUGAUCAAAUCCGCCUGAAAGAACUCUUUAUCAAAAAACAAAUCAAGUGGAAAUGGAUGAGGAAUAUUAAUCUGUUUCAGACGGUUUCAACUAAAUAAAAAGGUACAUCGAA